Ogataea haglerorum is the source of this 1926-nucleotide messenger RNA. RefSeq lists its product as uncharacterized. Gene Ontology annotation, cellular component: high-affinity iron permease complex. NCBI's taxonomy places the organism in Eukaryota, Fungi, Ascomycota, Pichiomycetes, Pichiales, Pichiaceae. The transcript has a single exon. Gene Ontology annotation, molecular function: copper ion binding; ferroxidase activity. Gene Ontology annotation, biological process: reductive iron assimilation; cellular response to iron ion starvation. The record is from RefSeq and is a predicted model, not a curated record. Bases 1 to 1926 code for a protein of 641 amino acids.
AUGGUGUUAUUAGUAACCCUGGGCAUAAUUGCCAUGGCAGUAUGCCAGGCUGCUGCUAAGACACAUACACUCUUCUACGAGACAAAGUGGAUCACAGCCAAUCCAGACGGCGUGAAGGAGCGCCAAGUCAUCUCGUUCAACGGAAGUUGGCCCUUGCCCACCAUCGAGGUCAACAAGGGCGACUCCGUGCAACUGCAUCUGAUCAAUGGGCUCGACGUUUCGACAUCUUUACAUUUCCAUGGCCUGCUUCAGAAUGGCUCUAACCAUAUGGACGGGCCCGUUGCCGUCACUCAAUGUCCGAUACCUCCUGGCGAGUCUUUUGUCUACGAGUUCAAGGUGGACCAGGUGGGAACAUAUUGGUAUCAUAGCCACAGCGGGUCUCAGUACAGCGAUGGACUACGUGGGUUGUUUAUAGUUCAUGAUGAGGAAGUGGAGUCCAACUACGAGUUCGACAAGGAGCUCGUUUUGUCUCUGAGUGAUUGGUAUCAUGAUUCAAGUGAGGUCUUGGUUCGGAAGCAGCUCUCUUUAUACAAUCCCACAGGAGCUGAGCCGAUCCCUCAAAAUGCCCUCAUAAAUGACACCAAAAACAUCACCUUGGAGGUAGAGCCCGACACGACGUAUCUGAUCAGAAUUGCCAAUAUUGGAAUCAUGUCGUCGCAGUAUCUGUUUUUCGAAGAUCACGAUGUCGAUAUCAUUGAGGUAGACGGCGUGUAUCUUCAUCCUGCAAGGGCCUCCAUGAUAUACUUGGCAGUGGGCCAGAGAAUGAGUGUUUUACUAAAGACCAAGUCUUCUGCCUCCAGAAACUUUGGCAUCGUCCAUGCGCUGGACAUAUCCAUGCUGGAUGCCUUGCCAGCCGAUCUACAGUAUGUUUCUGUUAACCAGCUUGUUUACGACAAGAGCUUGCCCGAGGCGACGCUAAAGAAAGAGUGGCUGGAUGUCGAAUCGUAUGCUCCAUUCGACGACUUCGAGCUUCGUCCUCUGGACGGCAAGCCCCUGCUUCCAGACCCAGACCACCGUAUAGAGGUUGUUUUGCAUAUGGAGAAUCUGGGAGACGGUGUCAACUAUGCAUUCUUCAACAACUACACCUACGUUGCUCCUAAGGUGCCGACUCUGCUCACGGCGCUAACUGCUCCUAAGGAGUACGUUUCCAACUCCAAAAUAUACGGAUCCAACACCAACUCAUUUGUGCUCAGCUACGGCGACGUUGUGGAACUUGUGGUGAAUAACGAGGACGACAACAAGCAUCCGUUCCACCUCCACGGCCACCAGUUUCAGACCAUAGUUAGAUCCGACCAAUACGACGAUCCUCACCACUACGACCCAGACGCAGAGACAAAUCUACCGGAGAUCCCCGUUCGCAGGGACACUAUGGUUGUGGAAGGCAACGGACACAUGGUGCUGCGGUUUGAGGCGAAAAACCCAGGUGUCUGGUUCUUCCACUGCCAUCUCGACUUCCAUCUUGAGCAGGGUCUUGCCAUGACGCUCAUUGAAGCUCCUUUGGAGCUCCAGGAGCAGUUUGCGUCCAAAGAGCUGCCUGAAUACUUUCUACGUGUUUGCAAAGCUUCCGAGACUCCUUAUAGAGGCAAUGCUGCUGCCAACGCCAAGCACUGGCUGGACCUGACGGGAGAAAACGUGCAACCACCGCCAUUGCCGGACGGGUUCACGUUCAAGGGCUACGUGGCGCUGGCCGCAUGCACGAUCGUCGCACUCUACGGCCUGAAGUGUAUUUAUUCCUACGGUAUGGGAGACCUGAACAGGUCCGAGAACGUGGUAGAGGAGGAGCGCGGAAGGAUCCGGAGACUGAUGCUGAAGCUGAACGAGGAGCAGCGGAAGAUGCUCAGCUCGUCGUCCGCGACCGUGAAGAAGAGAGAGGAGAUACGGCUAAUGAUCGAGGAGCUCGAGAAACUGCUGCGCGAGCUGGAGUAA